GCCCCACGCCGCCAGAUGACACGUUGCAGACUCCUCAUCGUGACACGUGUUAAACCCCUGCAAAAACCUAAUUCCGAGUCUUCAACCUCUGACGACCUCAGCAAUGUUCCACCCAUGGCGGUCUUCAGAUCCCUCAAUACCCUAAUCCGAAGCCCUAACUCCAAACGCCUACUUCUUACUGUCUCAGCUUCAGCAACCCCAUUCCCUCGUCUCUCCUCCAUUCUCUCUCCGCUCUCUCUCUCCUUCGCCUCUCGCUUCACUUAUUCUCACUCCAGGGUUCUCUCUCCUCUGUCCAUAUCUAUCCCUUUUCGUGGUCCUCUCUUCCUCUCUUCUCCACCAUGGAAGCUGUCCCAGUCCGCCACGCCUCUGCUCCUCCAAGGGGACGUCGUUUUACGAAACGUCGAGGCCUUGAAACUUCUUCGAAAUCGGAGCUUCCCGAUUAGGUUAGGAGGGUUCGGAUCCGUUUCGGCGGGUACGGGCUUGUUGGGUCGGCUUGACAAGAAGCAAUUGAUCAGCGGCGAUGUGGGUGUGGCCUAUGGCGAUUUCGUCAAAAGUUUCAUGAAUUUGCCGAACUUAAUUUCGUUUAGUCGAUUGGCCUCUGGUCCUUUGCUUGCAUGGAUGAUUUUAAAUGAAUGGUAUCUUUCUGCAUUUGUGGGGUUGGCUAUCUCUGGAGCAACUGAUUGGCUAGAUGGAUACAUGGCUAGGAAGAUGGGUAUUAAUUCUGUAAUUGGUUCAUACCUUGAUCCUUUAGCAGAUAAGGUUCUAAUUGGGUGUGUUGCAUUGGCGAUGGUAGAUAAGGAUCUUCUGCACCCUGGACUUGUUGGACUAGUGGUGCUGCGAGAUGUUGCCCUCAUUGGUGGUGCAGUUUAUAAAAGGGCUAGCAGCUUGGGCUGGGAGUGGAAAAGUUGGUUUGAUUUCUUCAACCUAGAUGGUACACAUCCCCAGAAGGUUGAGCCUCUCUUUAUUAGCAAGGUCAAUACGGUGCUCCAACUGGCUUUAGUCACUGCAGCCCUUCUUCAACCAGAAUUUGGAACCCAAGAAACAGAGUCAUACAUCACAUACUUGAGCUGGUUGGUGGCUUCCACAACAGUAGCUUCCACUGCAGCAUAUGGGGCACAACACAUGAGAAACAGGUCCAAGUUAAUCGCAGGAUCACGCUAGUCUGAACUUCACAAUACUAACCAUACUGUCAAGUCGGUAAACGUCCUUGAGCCUUGAGUUGGAGAUUGUAACUUGAUGAGGGUAAUUGAAAGUUUUUUGAGGAAAACAUGAUGAACCAGGCUUUGGUGUCUAACAUCAGACCGAGGGAACGCGGACUCCUUGUCAAAGCCGAAUAUUCCCAUGGUGUCCUGUAAAUGACCAGUGAACUCACAACCUCAGCAACAUCAACAUGAGAGCAAAUCAGCAUUCCAAUGGAGUAUGGGAUUGAUAAACAAUUGUUCUUGAAAACAUUCAAGGUUGUAAAGCAUAAAAUUGAAAAUGCAGAAGCUGCUCUGAUGUUACUGGUGUUGACCUACAUUGUUUAAUCCUUGGUUUUGAGAUUCAAAGCAAAUAAUUGAGUCCACUGCUUUGCCCUUCUUGAGUACAAAUUAACUUUGAAAUAUAUGCUUAUUACUUAUC
Vitis vinifera (wine grape) is the source of this 1620-nucleotide messenger RNA. Its product is annotated as CDP-diacylglycerol--glycerol-3-phosphate 3-phosphatidyltransferase 1, chloroplastic. The record is from RefSeq and is a predicted model, not a curated record. Gene Ontology annotation, biological process: cardiolipin biosynthetic process. The transcript is spliced from 8 exons. NCBI's taxonomy places the organism in Eukaryota, Viridiplantae, Streptophyta, Magnoliopsida, Vitales, Vitaceae. Gene Ontology annotation, cellular component: membrane; mitochondrion. The coding region runs from base 16 to 1161 and encodes 381 amino acids. Gene Ontology annotation, molecular function: cardiolipin synthase activity.